Nycticebus coucang (slow loris) is the source of this 1677-nucleotide messenger RNA. RefSeq names its product heterogeneous nuclear ribonucleoprotein K-like. Gene Ontology annotation, molecular function: mRNA binding. The record is from RefSeq and is a predicted model, not a curated record. Gene Ontology annotation, cellular component: nucleus; cytoplasm. The transcript has a single exon. NCBI's taxonomy places the organism in Eukaryota, Metazoa, Chordata, Mammalia, Primates, Lorisidae. Gene Ontology annotation, biological process: regulation of transcription by RNA polymerase II; regulation of mRNA splicing, via spliceosome.
UGAAAACAGGCAUCAAGGGCUGAGGAGAGGCUACUUCAGCAUUAGGAUGUCAGUUGUUGGUCCUGCCCAGAACAUUUCAGUUCUCCUCUACGAAGACAUAUAAUAACAGAUUGGUGUGUCUAUUUAAAUAAGAAAAUGGAAACCGAACAGCCAGAGGAAACCUUCCCCAACACUGAAACCAGUGGUGAAUUUGGUAAGCGUCCUGCAGAAGAUAUGGAAGAAGAACAAGCAUUUAAAAGGUCUAGAAACACUGACGAGAUGGUUGAAUUACACAUUCUGCUUCAGAGCAAGAAUUCUGGGGCAGUGAUUGGAAAAGGAGGCAAGAAUAUUAAGGCUCUCCAUACUGACUACAAUGCCAGUGUUUCAGUCCCAGACAGGAGUGGCCCCGAGCGCAUAUUGAGUAUCAGUGCUGAUAUUGAAACAAUUGGAGAAAUUCUGAAGAAAAUCAUCCCUACCUUGGAAGAGGGCCUGCAGUUGCCAUCACCCACUGCAACCAGCCAGCUCCUGCUCAAAUCUGAUGCUGUGGAAUGCUUAAAUUACCAGCACUAUAAAGGAAGUGACUUUGACUGCGAGUUGAGACUGUUGAUUCAUCAGAGUCUGGCAGGAGGAAUUAUUGGGGUGAAAGGUGCUAAAAUCAAAGAACUUUGAGAGAACACUCAAACAACAAUCAAGCUGUUCCAGGAAUGCUGUCCUCAUUCCAUUGACAGAGUCAUUCUUAUUGGAGGAAAACCUGAUAGGGUUGUAGAGUGCAUAAAGAUCAUCCUUGAUCUUAUAUCUGAGUCUCCCAUCAAAGGAUGUGCACAGCCUUAUGAUCCCAAUUUUUAUGAUGAAACCUAUGACUAUGGUGGUUUUACAAUGAUGUUUGAUGACCACCGUGGAUGGCCUGUGGGAUUCCCAAUGCGAGGAAGAAGUGGUUUUGACAGAAUGCCUCCUGGUCGGGGUGGGCGUCCCAUGCCUCCAUCCAGAAGAGAUUAUGAUGACAUGAGCCCUCAUAGAGGACCACCUCCCCCUCCACCUGGACGAGGUGGCCGGGGUGGUAGCAGAGCUCGGAAUCUCCCUCUUCCUCCACCACCACCACCUAGAGGAGGAGAUCUAAUGGCCUAUGACAGAAGAGGAAGACCUGGAGAUCGUUACGAUAGAAUGGUUGGUUUCAGUGCCGAUGAAACUUGGGAUUCUGCAAUAGAUACAUGGAGCCCAUCAGAAUGGCAGAUGGCUUAUGAACCACAGGGUGGCUCCGGAUAUGAUUAUUCCUAUGCAGGGGGUCGUGGCUCAUAUGGUGAUCUUGGUGGACCUAUUAUUACUACACAAGUAACUAUUCCCAAAGAUUUGGCUGGAUCUAUUAUUGGCAAAGGUGGUCAGCGGAUUAAACAAAUCUGUCAUGAGUUGGGAGCUUCCAUCAAAAUCGAUGAGCCUUUAGAAGGAUCUGAAGAUCGGAUCAUUACCAUUACAGGAACACAGGAUCAGAUACAGAAUGCAUAGUAUUUACUGCAGAACAGUGUGAAGCAGUAUGCAGAUGUUGAAGGAUUCUAAUGCAAGAUUUUUUUUUUUUUUUAUAGUGUGAAGCAGUAUUCUGGAAAGUUUUUCUAAGACUAGUGAAGAACUGAAGGAGUCCUGCAUCUUUUUUUUUUUUAUCUGCUUCUGUUUAAAAAGCCAACAUUCCUCUGCUUCAUAGGUGUU